CCGCGGGCAGAGCCAGAGCGGCGGGAGCCCAAGCCCGGGCGCGCUGCCCUGGGAGCGCGCCGUCCGGGCCGAGCACUGCUGCAGCUGGCCUUCCGUGCGCAGCAGAGGGAAGGGCCGGUGCUGACGGGGGCGAGGGUCUCGAGCUCCAGUGCCUAGUCCAGAGCUGCCGGGCUGCCCGCUGCCCCUGCUGUCCCGGUGGGCUCGGCCCCACCCGCCACCUGCGUCCCGGUAGCGCCAUGGAUCCUUCGGAGAAGAAGAUAUCGGUGUGGAUCUGCCAGGAGGAGAAACUGGUGUCCGGUCUCUCCCGCCGAACCACUUGCUCGGACGUAGUGCGGGUGCUCUUGGAGGAUGGCUGCCGGCGGCGACGGCGGCAGCGGCGGGGCCGGCGGCGGGGGGUGGCCGGCGACCCGCCAGGCCCAGGGGAGCUGUCGGAACCCCUGGACGAGGACGACGAGGACGACGAGGACGACGACGAGGCGCUGCCUCAGGGCAUGCUGUGCGGGCCCCCGCAGUGCUACUGCAUCGUGGAGAAGUGGCGGGGCUUUGAGCGCAUCCUGCCCAACAAGACGCGCAUCCUGCGCCUCUGGGCCGCCUGGGGCGAAGAGCGAGAGAACGUACGCUUCGUGCUGGUGCGUAGCGAGGCGUCGCUGCCCAACGCGGGGCCCCGCAGUGCCGAGGCGCGCGUUGUGCUUAGUCGCGAGCGCCCCAGCUCCGCCCGGGGGGCCCCGGCGCGGCCUAGCCUAGCCAUGACCCAGGAGAAGCAGCGGCGGGUGGUGCGCAAGGCCUUCCGCAAGCUGGCCAAGCUCAACCGGCGGCGCCAGCAGCAGCCGUCGUCGCCCUGUUCGUCCACUUCGUCGUCCACAGCCUCGUCCUGCUCGUCGUCGCCGCGGGCCACCGAGAGCGCGUCGGUGGAGCGCAUGGAGACGCUGGUGCAUCUGGUGCUCUCCCAGGACCACACCAUCCGUCAGCAGGUGCAGCGGCUCCGGGAGCUGGACCGCGAGAUUGAUCGCUACGAGGCCAAGGUGCAUCUGGACCGCAUGCGGCGGCACGGAGUGAACUACGUGCAGGACACCUACUUGGUGGGAGCAGGCAUUGAGCUCGACGGGCCCCGCCCGGGAGAGGAGCCGGAGCCGAAGCCUGAGGCGGCGACGGCGACGGCGACGCCGCCCCUGGACGGCGAGGCGCAGGCGGUCGCGCUGGAGGAGCUGGCCCGGCGCUGCGACGACCUGCUGCGGUUGCAGGAGCAGCGGGCCCAGCAGGAGGAGUUGCUCGAGCGCCUCUCCGCCGAAAUCCAGGAGGAGCUGAACCAGAGGUGGAUGCGGAGGCGCCAGGAGGAGCUGGCAGCGCGGGAGGAGCCCCCGGAGCCCGAUGGCGGCCUCGACGGUGAGCUGCUGCUGGAGCGGGAGCGGGUCAGGACGCAGCUCAGCACCAGCCUCUACAUCGGGCUCCGGCUCAACACGGAUCUGGAGGCCGUCAAGUCGGACUUGGAUUACAGCCAGCAGCAGUGGGACAGCAAGGAGCGCGAGCUGCAGGGCCUUCUCCAGACUUUGCACUCCUUGGAGCUGACGGUAGCGCCCGAAGGAAGUCCGGUUUCGAGCGGACCCUCGCAGGAAGCCCGACCUCAGGCCUGCGCCGAGGUGUGGGUGGACCAGGCCCGCGGACUGGCCAAGAGCUGUCCCGGGAACGACGAGGACUCGGAUACCGGGCUGAGCUCUAUGCACAGCCAGGACUCGGACUCGGUGCCUGUGUGCGAAUCCCUUGUGUAGGAGGAGCGGGGUGGGAGAGGGAGACGGCCGCCUCUCCCUCACUCGUAGAAAGCACCGGCUUGACCGGCUCAGGGACGUGAAACCGGGCGGGGAGUGGGCCCGGACCUUGUGCCGGGCAGCGGCGCUCCUCUGGCCGCGGACUGAAUGUGGAGGAUGUUGCCCGACGAGGAAGCCGGGUCUCCAUUACAGGCUGUUUCAGGGGAAGGAAGGAGGGAGGAGGUGAGAACCCCCUUAUAUUGGAAAACAGAUGCCCCAGGAAACUGACGUGGUCCGAGCCCAUUUUCAAAAAAGAGAAAAAAAAAAGUGUUAUGGAGAUUUCUCUAAUCUUUUGUAUGGGAAGGACUGAUGGCAGCUAGAACUUUAGUUUGUGGUAUAAAGUGCUUUUUAAAGAAACACUUGGAUGAAAAGGAAAUUCCUUGAAUGUUAAUUGUGACUGUGAACGUGUUAAAACUAGCCAAAGAGGACGCACUGGUGUUGGUCUCAGCCUUACUCACAUCUUUGAUAAAACCCAUAGGCACCAAAAUCCUGGCUGUUUACAUUUCUGCAGAUCUGGGAAUUACCCAUCUGCUAAACUCUUGGCCUUUUAUUUUCUUUCAAAGACUAACUCUUUCUCCUCCUAGCAAAUACAGUGUAUGUUGAAAUGGGGACCUUUUUCCAAAAUCACCUUUCAUUAUUAUAAAAAGCCAAACCUAACCCUUUGAGAUAUAGAAUCGUGGUAGACAUAUCCCCUGGUUAAAAUUUAAUCUAGGCCCUUUGCGAUUUACUCCUGCAAAGGUAUGUGUGUUGUCCUUUUAUUCUUAUUGCCACUUCAUUCCCUUCAGACACUGUUAUUUCAAAAAAAAUAAAAGGGAAGUCGCAGAAUUCAAGUACAACUACAUUUGCUGUUUAAGGAGCACUCUGGUUGAAAGGUAAGCCUUGAAAGCAAAGAUCUUUGUUAGUGUUCAGCUUUUCAGCUAAGCUAUGUGUAAAAGCAACCAUGACCUCAACAGAUUUUACCAAACAAACCCAAGUCUAACUUCAGUAUCUUUGGUCAGAGAUUAAUUAGUUACUUGUCCAAGCCUAAAUUGAGAUAGUGUAAAUAUCAAGGUUUACUAGAUAAGACCUGAAAAGAAAACAUAAAACAAUCUAAUAGUACACCUUAGGUGAAGAAUUUGGUUAACAACGGCACGUAGCCAUAGAUAAAAGCAUAUAAAAUUGACUAAAGAUUUGACUUGAAUUACCCUUGUCCAGCUCACACCUUUGCAGACACCACAGCAUGCAAGUGCAAUGCUUCUCUCUUAAUAGCUAGUGACAGAGCCCUGUGGGGACUCCAUGUAAUUGUUCCAGUUAUUUCAAUGAAAACUUAUCAGUUGUAGCUAGUUGUUGCCCUGGUGGAAGGAGCCUGCUGGCGGCGUUCCCUCCGGAGCUCAGAACUCCUGAGGAAUGUGGGAUCUAAUCUGUCCUGAGGAGGUAUUAACAAUGGGGUGUGUGUGUGGUGCCAGCCUGGUAUCAACCUAACUGUGCAGGGGCUGGCUCCAGUUUCAACACUACAUGGGAAGAUAACUUAAGAGGUCUUGCUUUAUAGAGAAAUUUCUUUCCUUGAAGAGAUUUUCUGUCUGCUUGUUGCCAAGAGGGGCCUGCCCACCUGACCUCCUCAAACCAUUUGAGCUCUCUCUUUUUUAGAGAUAGCUCUCCCCUACCGUCCCCCACUGCCAUACGAUUACAACAUGUGUAGCUAUUUUUAGAUUUUCGAGUAAAAGGCCGUUUUCUUAAUUGAUGUUUUCCAAAGACAUUAGCUGGCAUAAUUAUGGUUUUUUCAUUUCGUCUGAUGCAGAAGACAUCUAUGCAUUUGGUCUUGAGCGUGAUUAAAAUGAGGAAGGGACCAAAAGAAACCCACUGUCCCUAGACAAUCAUUUGAUCCCAUAAACACAAAGCCUAAUGAUAGCUUUCUUUUGGAGGCAGAGGUAAAAUCCUCAUUAGAGUGUGACAAACGCUGCUUGUGUGAAUGGUUUGUGCUGGCAAUAGGCUGACCUGGUGGUUUUAAAAUUAUUGUGCUUUCCCCUCCACGCACCCCCCUCCCAGGAUGGUAGGGGAGGGGGUUCUUGGACGUUUAUUAACUCAAAAGAGAACACAAAAGUUGGCAGAACAGGACUGCCUGGCAGAAAGGGGCUGUUUUCCUUUUCACUAUUAUUAUUUUAAACUUUGAUGGGCUGCUGACGUCAGCAAAUAUGCCUGAAGCCUGUAAAGCAAAUAAGCCACAUCACAGGGAGAAGGCCUGCAGGAUUUUCUGGUGCCCUUUCUAGAACCUUCCUGUCCUGGCCACCUGAACAUGCUUCUCCAGUCAACUCUUCAGGCAGUGAAGGAGGUUUUGUUUAUAACAAAGGGUGGCCCAGUCUGCCCAUUUUUUUCUUUCAUCCAAAUCAAUUAUAUCCCCCCGCAAAGGCACUUUCUGUGUGGGUAGGAGAAAGGAGAAGGGGGGAGUGGGGGAAGGAGACAAUAGUUCCUUUUACUAAGAACUUUUGCAAGCCUGAGGAAGGUGAAAUAUGGAGAUAAAAAGUACCAAAACAAUGCCUGUGCCUAGAAAGUGCCUAACAAGUGCACCUGGGAAAACUGCCUCCUCUCCUGUUCUCCAAGCCUAACAGAAAUCCCGGGGAGAAACCAGCAAGCUUGUGGAGGAGAGUAUGAGAUGGAGUAGACUCCUUACCAACUAGCCCUAUACUUUUUUGGAACUGACAGAGUUUAUUAUGUCUUUGAUCUUAAUGAUACCAUUCUGGGCCAUCUCCCAAACCAAAAAGAUUUUAUCUGGCAUCUCCAUCUGUUUACUUCUUUAUAAAACAUCAUGGUUAUGAUGAUGAUUUGCUAAUAGUCUUUGUGAUGGUCCUGAAAAUAAAUAAGAAGAAAGAAAAGUCAAUCAAAAUCUCAUCACCAAAAGCUUGUCACCACCAAAAUUUGGUAUAUUUCCUUCCUGACCUUUUGAAUUCUGAAGUUUUCAUAUUUUAUUUCUUUUUUCUUUAAAUAUAAUUUUAAUGAGAUUGUCUAUAUGCUUUAGGAUCAGGUUUUGACAGACUCCUUGUAAAUGACUCCAUCUAUCUGUUGGAUGCACGAUUGUGUGUAUAACUGUUCUCAUGUUAUUAGGUAGUUCCCCCAAAUUUUUUACUAUUAUAAAACAACACUGUGAUAAGCUUCUUUGUGUACAUAUUUGUUUCCCUAAUUAGACACCCCUCUCCACCCUUAAGGUAAGUUUCCAGAGAGAGAAUUCCCAGGUCAAAGAGUACAAACUUUUAAAGGCUUGAUACUUAAUUGCCAGAUUGCUUUUCAAAAGAUUUGGUCUAAUUACAAUCUUCCAUGCAUAAUAGGGCCUAUUUCCCCACACCUUGACUUUCAUUAGAUGUUGUAUUUUGUUAAGAAAGUAUUUUAACCAAAAUUAAUUAAUUAAUUCAUUGGGGCCCCAGGAAUUCAGGACUGGCAACUACUGACGUAAAAUAUCCUUACAGCCUGAAGGGCAGGUCAUUUGACCGGAAGUGUUAAGAGGACACGGUGGUUUCUCUUCUUCCCACUUCCUUAUCUUCCCUGAACUCUGCUUAUUAAUAGCGUUCUUGUCUCAUAUCAGAGCUGAACAAUGAUCCAUCUGAGCAGGAGGGCCCAAAACUCUACGUGAGCGAGAUUAAGGGGAUUAACGAAUAGAAUCAGAUUUAUAAAAAGAAAAUAUUCAUUACCUUUUUUCAUUUUGAGUCUAGUAGAAAAGGUUAUGCUUAGAAGGUGAUGUCAUAAAACAUAUUUGAUUUUGUGCUUCUCUCUACCUACCCCUAUCAAAAAUUAAAUCAGGGGCUUCCUAGGUGGCGCAGUGGUUGAGAAUCUGCCUGCCAAUGCAGGGGACACGGGUUCGAUCCUUGCUCCAGGAAGAUACCACAUGCUGCGGAGCAACCAAGCCCGUGUGCCACAACUAAAAAAAAAAAAAAAAGAAAUUAAAUCAAAAUAAACUCAUAAGCCCUCUAAUUAACAGUUUAGAUUUUUCUAGGCAUUUCUUUCUAUAUGUGAUACUAUACCUGAGUUCACCCUUACAUUCUUGAA
This is a messenger RNA of Hippopotamus amphibius kiboko, 5816 nucleotides long. RefSeq names its product Ras association domain family member 10 (gene RASSF10). The record is from RefSeq and is a predicted model, not a curated record. Gene Ontology annotation, biological process: signal transduction. NCBI's taxonomy places the organism in Eukaryota, Metazoa, Chordata, Mammalia, Artiodactyla, Hippopotamidae. The coding region runs from base 237 to 1766 and encodes 509 amino acids. The transcript has a single exon.